AUGAUGGAGAAAAUCGUCAGAAUGCCACAGUUGAGACAGUUACUCGGAGAGUUUCCUGGAAAUAUGAAAUUCUGCUUUGCUUAUGGAUCAGGUGCGUUCAAACAGACCAACAACGAUGGCAACAACAUGCUGGAUCUUAUAUUUGUCGUACGCAACGCCAACAAAUGGCACGCGGAGAAUUUAACACGAAAUCCUAAGCAUUACGCUAAGCCAUUGAGAUUCCUCGGUCCUAAGGUGAUCACUAAUGUCCAAGAGAGAUCGGGCGCCAAGAUAUUUUACAAUACGCUAGUGACGACGAGCGAGGGCCAGCUCAUUAAGUAUGGAGUGAUCUCUGAGGUUUCUUUGGUGGAGGAUUUGUUAGAUUGGAACGAUCUGUAUUUAGCAGGGAGAUUGCAUAAACCGGUUAAGAUACUGAUGGAACCGGACGAGAAUUCCCAAUUGCGUACCGCUCUGGUGCAGAACUUACAUUCGGCUGUGCACGCGGCUCUGCUAUUGCUGCCCGAGCAUUUUACGGAAAUUGACUUUUUCAAAAGGAUCACCAGUCUCUCCUACCACGGUGACUUUCGCAUGAUUUUCGGCGAGAACAAAGAUAAGAUCAGCAACAUCGUGUUGCCGCAGUUGCAUCAUUUCAAGCAGCUGUACGAACCGAUCCUGAAACACUUCGAUAACUACGUAGAUAUCCCAAAGUCAGAUCACAUGGCUGUCAUGUGUCAUCAGGAUACCUCUCCGGCGACCAGAAUCCAUCAUUUGAAUCAUUUGCCCAGAACACCCCAGGUUAAAUUGGUCAGGGCGUGGUCUCACGGUCCGAGGUCGAAGGACACGGAGGACUGUCUGCGCGCAAUCGCACACGAUCCGGAGUGUUGCGACAUAUUGGAGCAGUGUCUGAAAGAGAUUGUUUGGAGAUCUAGCGUCAUGCAGAGCCUAAAGGGAAUCGUGACCGCGGGGCUCGUAAAGUCUGUUAAAUAUAGCGGCGCCAAGAUAAUUAAGAUGCUACAAUCCACCCCCAAGCUACCUAAGCCUGUUCCAACUGAAAUCAAUAAAAUUGUCGAGACUGUUGUAAAGAAGACAGAGCCUAAGGAGGCUGAGAAGCGCGUCGAGUAG
Messenger RNA from Solenopsis invicta (red fire ant), 1101 nucleotides. RefSeq names its product phosphatidate cytidylyltransferase, mitochondrial. Gene Ontology annotation, molecular function: phosphatidate cytidylyltransferase activity. The record is from RefSeq and is a predicted model, not a curated record. Gene Ontology annotation, cellular component: mitochondrion. Gene Ontology annotation, biological process: CDP-diacylglycerol biosynthetic process; cardiolipin biosynthetic process. The transcript has a single exon. NCBI's taxonomy places the organism in Eukaryota, Metazoa, Arthropoda, Insecta, Hymenoptera, Formicidae. Bases 1 to 1101 code for a protein of 366 amino acids.